AUGAAGAAUCAGUAUGUUCCUGUGGUGGAGCACAAGGGAAAGACCAUCCAGGAUAUUCUGGCUGAGAAUGAAAUGAAGAGAAACGACAAAUUGCACACCUUCACCAACCUUUACACUGAAAUAAAUGGACGGACGAUUGUAGGAAUCCCUGAGAUUUCUUCUGUAACUCUAUUGGAUGGACAACAGAUUGAUUAUUAUGACAGUGAGAUAAACAAGCUGAUUCCCAAACAAGACUGGAUGAAGGAGUUCAGUGCAUCUGGAGACAAAUGGGAAGAAUAUAUUGAGAUCAGAGAACGAGUACAGCAGAAUAACACAAUCAACAUUACUAUUCUAAUGGAGCAAUUAAAUCACUUGCAUGGUGUUCGCACAUAUCAGAGGAUGUAUGGAUGUGAUUGGGAUGAUAAGACUAAUAUCUCGCAUGGGUUUGAUCAGCACGGUUAUAAUGGAGAGGAUUUCAUCUCACUAAAUGUGGAAUACAGCAUGUACUUAGCAUCUGUAUGGCGUGCAGUACGCACAAUGAUAAAGUGGAAUGAUGACAAAGGACAACUUGAAUUUCUCAAACAAUACUAUGGACAUGAGUGUGUUGAUUGGUUAAAAUAUUUCUUGACGUUAAGGAAAGCAGAUUUAGAGGAAGAGGUAGCUUCUCCUGAAGUGUCUGUGUUUCAGAGGAAUUCCUCCUCUCCAGUGAUGUGUCAUGUCACUGGUUUCUACCCAUCAGAAAUAACUAUAACCUGGUUAAGAAAUGAAGAGGAGCAUAAUGAGGAUGUGGAGUUUGGAGAUCUACUGCCAAAUGAGGAUGGGACCUUCCAGAAGACUGUUACCCUCAAUGUUACUCCAGAAGAGUGGAAGAAGAAUGAGUAUUUUUGUCUGGUGGAGCAUGAGGGAAACACUGUGUGGAUGACUAAGCACGAGCUCAAGAGUAGCUACGGUAAGUUGUUAACAGUUCUGUUGUACUGUCGAGUUUGUCAAGCUUAA
Molecule: messenger RNA, 975 nt
Organism: Labeo rohita (rohu)
Lineage: Eukaryota; Metazoa; Chordata; Actinopteri; Cypriniformes; Cyprinidae
Product: major histocompatibility complex class I-related gene protein-like
Exons: 4
Coding region: 1-975 (324 amino acids)
Biological process (GO): immune response
Cellular component (GO): external side of plasma membrane
Source: RefSeq, a predicted model, not a curated record